CGUCGGAGGGCGACAUUGAGGAGGAUAGCACAUUUUCUUGCACGGUAUCUUCUUGAGGGUGAUUGACUCCUACAUGUCAGUCGACCCUAAGUCUGAGACAAUUAUUCGUCCCCCAAGAGGGGAGGGUCCGGUUCCAUACCUCGGAGAUGGCUAUAGUCAUUUGGUCGGGACGAACUUUGCUAUGCAGGCUUAUCGAAAACCUCUUUACGAAGAUCGCUUUCUCGAGGUUUCCUACAUCUACUCUGGAGGGAGAGGACAUAUUGAGAUAUUGAUUGGAUCUUCAGGCGAUAUCAUUCUUGCGGAGGAGCUUUAUCUUAGGAGUGUCGCAGACGAGGAGAUGGAUAGAUGCAUGGCCUAUAUCUGCAAGAUUGAUCCAGCAGCGCCUCUCGAGAUCAGCUAUGUGGUUCCAGAGUCUAUAGCCACGCGGGUUCUCAAUGACGAGGCGCCUGAUACGGAGACGAAGCUUCUCCUGAAUUUUUCCUCACCUGACAAUGGAAAGGAGCUUGUUAUGGCUGAGGAGUAUGCGGGUUUCCUAGGAAGCAAGCAUAGUUGGGAGAAGGCUGAAGGAAGGGAACUACCAGAUAUUAAUUCUUCGGUCAUCUCGCGCUUACUCAAGGAUUUAGAGCCCCUCACGGCAGGAGGGGCAUUUCCUUAUAAGAUUGAGAGAUACACUGUCUUAGCCAUACCUGAGGCAGAGGAGAAAGUGUAUGUGUUAGUUGCUCGCUUCCUAGAGACCAAUGAAUAUGACGUGCGUAUAUACACUCCAGUGACUAGGAAGAUUUGGCGGCGGUAUACUGGGUGUCACGAGUGGACACUUAGUCACGUAUGUAAAUACAGAGACGAACUCGAGAAUGAGGAGGAUGAAAGAAAGAGUGUGGUAAGCCGCGCUGCCCAUUACCCUCUGAAGUGGGAUGAAGUAGUAGAAAUGGUCCGUGAGCUACCUUCGGCGUCAAACCGGAAAUGGUCUCUGGAGCAGAUGAAAGCAAUCACUAGUGCAAGAGAGGGAAAUGUGGAGGCAGCUGCGGGCGAAAACUUGAAGGUCGAGGAGAUCCUUGGUCUUCUCGUUAAGCUUGGUAGCUUCGAGAAGUUAACCCUUCCUGCCCCUGCAACUCAAGCUUUAAUCGGAGCCGAAGAAGACGAGUUCUCGGAUGUUUUUGAGACACCCUCCGGUAUAGUGCCGGACCGGCCAAUCUCUCACGAGAUCAUACUCGAGGCCGGCGCCGUGCCACCAAAGGGAUGCAUUUAUCGCAUGUCCGAGGAGGAGCUCACGGUUCUCCGUGCGCAACUCGACGAUCUACUUGACAAGGGUUGGAUCUGCCCUAGCAGCUCACCUUACGGUGCGCCCGUUCUCUUCGUWMGGAAGAAGAACAAGGACCUUCGACUUUGCAUUGACUACCGACRMCUCAACRCGCAAACCAUMAAGAACGCGGGGCCUCUACCUCGCAUUGACGAUUUGCUUGAGCGGUUGGGCGGCGCCAAGUACUUUUCGAAGUUGGACCUCAAGUCGGGCUACCAUCAGAUYUYCAUCYGCCCRCAMRAUCGGUACAAAACCGCGUUUAAGACGCGAUAUGGGCAUUUUGAGUGGGUAGUUAUGCCUUUUGGCCUCACCAAUGCCCCGGCUACCUUUCAGGCGGCCAUGACCACCGAGUUUCGCACUAUGUUGGACCGUUUUGUCUUGGUCUACUUAGACGACAUCCUCGUCUACAGGCGAACUCUAGAGGAGCAUCUCGAGCACCUUCGCCGUGUUCUAGAGACUCUUCGGUCAGCCCGGUACAAAGCCAACCACGACAAAUGCGAGUUUGUCCAGCAAGAGCUUGAAUACUUGGGUCAUUUUGUCUCCCUGGAAGGCAUUCGUCCGUUGGCGGACAAGAUUCAAGUCAUCCAGGAGUGGCCCAAGCCAAAGAAUGUGACGAACAUCCGAUCCUUCCUCGGCUUGGCCGGUUAUUAUCAGCACUUCAUCAAGGGUUACUCGAAGAUCGCGGCCAACCUAAGCAAGUUACAAAGAGAGGAGAGGCCUUUUGACUUCGACGACGAUGCGCACCAUUCUUUUGAAACACUCAAAGCGACACUCUUAUUCGUCGAGGUGUUACAUAUUUACGACCCGCUUCUAGCUACGUGCGUCACUACCGAUGCAUCGGGCUAUGGCAUUGGGGUCGUCCUUGAGCAGCACGAUGGCACGGACUGGCACCCGGUCGAGUACUUUAGCAAGAAAGUACCUCCCGUGCAUUCGAUCGAUGACGCACGGAAGAAGGAGCUUCUUGCCUUCGUCCACGCCCUCAAGCGUUGGCGACAUUUCCUCCUUGGUUGGAAAGCAUUUCGAUGGGUAACGGAUAACAAUCCGUUGGUAUUCUACAAGUCGCAAGACACGAUUAACAGUACCAUUGCCCGUUGGAUGACUUUCAUCGACCAGUUUGACUUUUUCCCCGAUCACAUUCCCGGGAAGUCAAACCGUUUUGCGGACGCCCUCUCACGGCGACCGGAUCUUUGCACCGCAAUCUACUCUACCUUCAAGAUCGACGACGACUUGCGGGAGAGCUUCAUCCGCGGCUCUCAAGCCGACCCCCACUUUCGCUACAAGUACGCGAAUCGCUCCUCUCCAAAUCCGGUGCCUUCGCACUAUCGGAUCCAAGAGGGCUACUUGCUUGUGCAUUCACGGGGUAAGGAUCUUCUUUGUGUGCCAAGUGAUUCACACUUGCGCACACGGCUUCUUGGCGAGUUUCACGAUGCGCCCGCCUCCGGACAUUUUGGUGUUAACCGUACACUUGGCCGACUUCGCCAGCGGUUCUAUUGGCCCGACCUUCUCAAGGACGCCACCCGCUAUUGUGAGUCGUGCCAAGUCUGUCGGCGUUGCAAGUCACGCAACCAUCGUCCGUUCAGAGAGCUACACCCACUACCAGUGCCCCUUGGGCGACAGGAAGCAAUUGCUAUGGAUAUCACCGGCCCCUUCCCGAAGCACAAGACCGGCUUUGAUGGGAUACUCACGGUCGUCGACCGCCUCACCAAGUACGCCAUGUUUUUGCCUUGCCGCUAUCACGCAAAGGCACCGGAGUUAGCCGAGGUCUUAUACACCGGUUGGAAUCGCUCCAAGGGCUACCCCAAGGAGAUUGUUUGCGACCGGGACACUUGCUUUCUCUCCGACUUUUGGGUCGCCCUCGUCAAGCGAUGGGGCUCAUCUUUGAAGUCGAGCUCGGCUCGCCACCGACAAACCGAUGGUCAAACGGAAAGAGCGCAUCAGACCGCUCAAGUCCUUCUAUGCACUCUCAUCCAUCCCGACCAGGUUGAUUGGGUUGAGCGCUUGCCAGACGUCGAGUUGGCUUACAACUCAUCGAUCCAUCCGGCUAUCAGGAUGUCGCCGUUCGAGUUUGAGCAUGGUUCACCCAUCUCAUCGUCGUUGGACGCCGUUUUGCCGCGCACAGCCGAGAGCGACGACCAUCUUGCGUUCCUUCGUCGCAUGCAAGAGCUCCUUGUCAAGGCACGGGAUCAGAUGUCAAAGACGCAAAUACGGAUGAACCGUCAAGCCAACCGCAAUCGUCUCCCUUUCCCGUUCCGCAUCGGCGAUCUGGUUUGGGUCUCCGCCGCGGAAUUCAGCCUUGAGCAAGACAUCUCUCGCAAGCUCCUUCCCAAGUGGAUGGGGCCUUGGCGCAUUCUCUCUGCAGUUGGUGAUGAUCCCGAGGGGCCUUCAAUCCGCAUCGCGGUGCCACCUCACUUGCCCGUCCACACGGUGUUCCACUAUUCCAAACUCGCCCCUUUUGUUUCAGCGGAGUCCGACGAGUUUCCCGGUCGACGUACGCAAGACCCUCCUUCCAUGGACGGAUUUCAGGAGGCCGGCUACAUCAUCACCGACCGGCGCCAUGGCAACAAAGAAACGGAGUUUCUACUUCACUUCUCCUACUGCAGCCACAAGGUUGACCGUUGGCUGACGCGUUCGGAACUGCAGGCCACAGCCCCCGCCGUUCUCUCGCGUUAUCUUAGCAAGGGGAAGACUACGCCGAACACUCCAGCUCCUCGCCAUCCUCGCUACAUUCCGCCAUCGGAUCGGCAGCUUCGCCUGCGCCCCGGCUCGUCUUCAUAAGGAGGGGGGUGUGUUACAUGCUGAAAGCCUACACACGGGACCCUCACGGGACCCGAGGUUGGAAUAGGGCCCCCAGGUC
Messenger RNA from Chara braunii, 4151 nucleotides. The record is from the annotation of a GenBank genome assembly. NCBI's taxonomy places the organism in Eukaryota, Viridiplantae, Streptophyta, Charophyceae, Charales, Characeae.